Selaginella moellendorffii is the source of this 510-nucleotide messenger RNA. RefSeq lists its product as uncharacterized. The transcript has a single exon. The record is from RefSeq and is a predicted model, not a curated record. Lineage: Eukaryota; Viridiplantae; Streptophyta; Lycopodiopsida; Selaginellales; Selaginellaceae. The coding region runs from base 1 to 510 and encodes 169 amino acids.
AUGGCGACGGCAGGCUCAACCUUCGUCACCAUUCCAAACUCACGCGUCAGGCAUUGUUCCUGGCAGCACAAGAGCAAGCAAUUGGGUCUCCAGGUACGUGCAGUGAGCAGCGAGGAGGAAGAGUUUGAGGCCCGGCUAGCAAGGAUCCAGAGGAAGUCCGCUGCUGGAAAGAAGGCUGCGGCACGCAAGGCGAAGAAACUGGAAGGCAGCGGGGGCGCCAGCAAAGGAGGCAAGGCGUUGUUGCUACCGCCGGUGCCUCUCGAGGAUGCCAUCUCGGAGGGUCUAGUGGUGGAGCUCGGGUUUAAUCCAUACACCGAGAGGCUCAAUGGAAGGUUUGCGAUGCUCGGCUUGGCGGCGCUGCUCCUGGUAGAGCUAGCAACGGGCAGCAGCUUUGUCAAGUACCAUGAAGCAGCGAUAAUUGGGAUCCAGGCCUACACCAUGCUCGCCAUAGCUGCGUUAUUUGUCAAGUAUGAGAAGGAGAAGAGAAGUGUUUGGCCGCCCCAGGCCUGA